Molecule: messenger RNA, 195 nt
Organism: Geodia barretti
Lineage: Eukaryota; Metazoa; Porifera; Demospongiae; Tetractinellida; Geodiidae
Source: the annotation of a GenBank genome assembly
AUGCGUAUUGCGGGCCUCGGACUAACCGAACUCCUGAUCAUCCUACUGGUGGUGCUGCUGAUUUUUGGCGCUUCUAGACUGCCGGGAGUUGGAUCGGCUUUGGGCAAAGGCAUCAGGUCGUUCAAGACUUCCGUAACGGGAGAGGACGACAAGCCCGGCGGGGAACCGACUGCGUCGGAAGAGCCGCGGCCUUAA